AUGGCCGAGGGAGAACCUGUUCCGAACGAUGAUCUUGUUCAAAUGAUGACCGCAAUGAGAGAGGAGUUGAGGAACAUGACUCAACAAAUGGGAAACAUUCGUCAAGAACUUGGAGCAAGAAUAGACCGAGUUGAAGCACAACCUAGGAGAGCCCCAGUUCGAGGAGCACAAGUACCAGCCGGUGAUGCGAGUGAUGAUGAAGAGAUGCCCAAUUUGGAGGAUGACCUUCCACCCGAUCCUCUUCAGCAGCGACAACCGAGGAGACCGGAUCCUUUAAGGAGAAAUCCAGCUAAGGUAGUAGAUACCCGAGAGCAAACUUAUGACCUCAAGCUAACACCUCCAACUUUUGCAGGAAAAUCAGAUCCUGAAGCAUAUUUAGAUUGGGAGAGACGCCUAGAGCACAUCUUUGAGUGCUAUGGCUACGCUGAGCGCAAGAAGGUGGCUGUUGCGGCUGCACAGCUCACUGACAAUGUAUUAGCAUGGUGGGACAGAAACGUGCCUGAGAGAAAGAGGCAACGUUUUGGACCAGUCGUCACUUGGAGUGACAUGAAAUUCCUCCUACGACUUAUAAAGGUGGAGAGAGCCCAAUACAGUGGACUGCACGAGUUAUUGCACCUAGCUGUGCAAGUGGAGCAGCAAAUCAAGCGCAAGACAUCUCUCACCAACCGCAACCGAACGAAUCAGACCUGGAACGCCAGCAGCUCUAAACCAAUAGACAAGGGUAAAGCCGUGGAUAUCGAGUCAAGGUUUAAGGGCAAAAGUACUGAGGCACCUAAAUCCAACCGAGCUGAGAGAGGUAAGUCAUCUGGUAACCCCUCGAGAACUCGUGAUAUAACUUGUUUUAGAUGUCAAGGCAGGGGUCACAUGUCAAGGGAGUGUCCUAAUCAGCGAGUCUUGAUCAUCACACCAAGUGGGGACUACGAGUCUCAAGAUGAGCAAGAAGACGAUUCUAAUGACAUGGAUGAGGAGGUCGAGUAUCCUGAUACUGGUGAACUAUUAGUAACUCGCCGAGUGCUAAGCGUUCUAGUUCACCCUGAGGAAACAGCCCAAAGAGAAAACAUAUUUCAUACUAGAUGCACCAUCAAAAACAAGGUAUGUAACCUUAUCAUAGAUGGUGAUUCAUGUACUAACAUGGCUAGCAAGUAUAUGGUGGACAGAUUAGGUCUUGAGAAGACAAAGCACCCUCGCCCUUACAAGUUAAGGUGGUUAAACGAUCAGACUGAGCUCAAGAUCUCUGAGCAAGUAUCAAUACCUUUUAGCAUCAGCAAAUACCAAGAUCAAGUCACUUGUGACGUGGUGCCAAUGCAAGCAGGACAUCUACUACUCGGUAGACCGUGGCAAUUUGACCGAGCCACAACCCACAACGGCCGCACCAACCAUUAUUCUUUCAUGCACAAAGAGCGUAAGUACAAUCUUGCACCUCUCAGCCUCACCGAGGUGUAUGAAAUGCAAGUGCACAUGAACAAAGAGGCCGAGCUAAGCAAAAACAGUCUUUAUCUAUCAUCUAGUGAUAUUUGUAAAACCAUGAGUGCCAAUGGCACUGUGCUACUGAUGAUGUUCCAAGAGUGUUUAAACGCAGGCAUAGGUGACUCUGAGAUACCCCCCGAAGUGCAAGCCAUCUUGAACAGGUUUAAGGAUGUGUUUCCUGAAGAGAUACCCCCAGGGUUGCCACCACUUUGUGGAAUAGAGCACCAAAUUGACUUAGUUCCCGGUUCAGCAUUGCCCAAUAAGCCAACUUAUAGAAUGAACCCCGAGGAGACUAAGGAAUUAGAGAGACAAGUACGAGAUCUAAUGGACAAAGGCUAUAUCCGUGAGAGCCUCAGUCCUUGUGCUGUGCCAGUUCUCUUAGUACCAAAGAAAGAUGGUACAUGGCAAAUGUGUGUGGACAGCCAUGCCAUCAACAACAUCACCAUCAAGUAUAGGCAUCCCAUUCCACGCCUAGAUAACAUGUUGGAUGAGCUGAGCGGAUCCACAAUCUUCUCAAAGGUGGACUUAAAGAGCGGAUACCACCAGGUUCGAAUGCGUGAAGGAGACGAGUGGAAAACCGCACUUAAGACCAUGCAAGGUUUGUAUGAGUGGUUAGUUAUGCCUUUUGGCUUGACUAAUGCACCAAGCACCUUCAUGCGUCUUAUGAACCAGGUUCUUCGAGCUUAUAUAAGUAAAUUUGUAGUUGUUUAUUUCGACAAUAUACUUAUAUAUAGUAAGAACCUUAAUGAUCAUCUUCAACACCUCGAACUAGUGCUUAAAACACUUCGCAAGGAAGGCCUAUAUGCUAACCUUAAGAAGUGCACAUUUUGUACUAAUAAGCUUGUUUUCUUAGGUUUUGUAGUAAGUGAACAGGGAUUACAAGUAGACGAGGAGAAGAUCAAGGCAAUAUGCGAGUGGCCUACACCAACUACAAUCGGUCAUGUUAGAAGUUUUCAUGGUCUAGCCAGCUUCUACAUGCGUUUUGUACGAGAUUUCAGCAUGGUGGCAGCCCCACUCUCCGCGGUGAUCAAGAAAAACGUACCAUUCUCAUGGGGACCGCCUCAAGAGGCAGCUUUUGAAGCCAUGAAGAACCGUUUAACACAAGCACCUGUGCUAGCCCUACCUGACUUUGAUGAAAUGUUUGAGGUGGAGUGUGAUGCAUCAGGAGUGGGAAUAGGAGCUGUGCUACAUCAGAGGAAGAGACCAGUGGCAUUCUUUAGUGAAAAACUAAGUGGAGCCACAUUGAACUAUCCCACCUACGACAAGGAGCUAUAUGCCUUAGUCCGAGCAUUGGAAACUUGGCAACACUACCUGUUGUCCAAGGAAUUCAUUAUUCACACUGAUCAUGAAACCUUGAAGCACUUAUGA
Eutrema salsugineum is the source of this 2835-nucleotide messenger RNA. RefSeq lists its product as uncharacterized. The transcript is spliced from 2 exons. The record is from RefSeq and is a predicted model, not a curated record. NCBI's taxonomy places the organism in Eukaryota, Viridiplantae, Streptophyta, Magnoliopsida, Brassicales, Brassicaceae. Bases 1 to 2835 code for a protein of 944 amino acids. Gene Ontology annotation, molecular function: zinc ion binding; nucleic acid binding.